AGCUGGCCAGUUAUUCAUACCUGUCCAGCAUUGGAGUGGGGGAUUUUUUCCUGUGUUUCCAGCAUGAGUACCAGCGGUGACAACCCAAGGCGUACUCCAUCUGACUCAUCUGCAAAGAUGCCAUCUUCAGUACCGGCAGUUUCCCAAAACUUGGAGCAGCAAUGGAGGCUCCCCCAGUGACCACCAUGCCUGUAACAGGAGGAGCCAUUAACAUGAUGGAGUAUCUGCUACAAGGAAGUAUACUUGACCAAGGUCUAGAGAGCCUCCUUCAUCGUCUACGUGGAUUAUGUGACAACAUGGAACCUGAGACGUUUGCUGAUCAUGAAAGUGUAUAUUUGCUAAAAGGUCAGCAAGCCAGCCCCUUUGUACUUCGUGCUCGUCGACCACUUGACCGUCCAGGAGCACCAUGGCACCUUCGUUAUCUUGGUCAGCCAGAAGCAGGAGACAGAAGCCGGCACACACUGGUUAGAAACUGCGUUGAUAUUGCGACCUCAGAAGUCUUACCCGAAUUUCUUCAAGAAAUGGGUUUUCGAAUGGACCAUGAAUUUAUAGCAAAAGGACAUUUGUUUCGCAAGGGAGUUAUGAAAAUUGCAGUCUACAAGGUGUUUCGUGUUUUGGUGGCAGGGACAGCUGAAGGUGCUGAGCCACUGUCACUUUCAUAUUUGGUAGAGCUCAGUGUAGUGGCUCCUGCUGGCCAGGACAGUGUAGCUGAUGAAGUCAGAAGUUUUGCCGAACAACUUAGACCACUGGUGCAGUUGGAAAAAAUAGACCCAAAACGUCUAAUGUGAAAAGAGGCUGUUGUGCUGUAUAACUUGCAGACACUAAGGAACUAUAAAGCCACAAUCAUACAGCAUUUUUUUUUUUUUGUGGUAUUCCUUAUUACUGCCUUUUAUCAGUGAAGAGUUUCUUCAAACUGCCCAGCAGUACAGUUCUAGGACUGCUUCAUUUUGUAAAAGUAUUUUUAGAGCGAUAAUGAUAGCCUAGGUUUUCCAUUAUUGUUCAUUUGCAUUCUGUUUCUAUCUGUAUUCCAAUGUUUUGUAAACAUAUAUUAUUAAAUCUUUUUUGUAUGAUAUAAAUAUCUAUCAUGGGAA
Messenger RNA from Hyla sarda, 1091 nucleotides. It is a transcript of the gene MED18, whose product is annotated as mediator complex subunit 18. The record is from RefSeq and is a predicted model, not a curated record. The transcript has 3 exons. Gene Ontology annotation, biological process: regulation of transcription by RNA polymerase II; termination of RNA polymerase II transcription. NCBI's taxonomy places the organism in Eukaryota, Metazoa, Chordata, Amphibia, Anura, Hylidae. The coding region runs from base 162 to 788 and encodes 208 amino acids. Gene Ontology annotation, cellular component: mediator complex; core mediator complex. Gene Ontology annotation, molecular function: transcription coregulator activity.